CUUCGUUAGGACAACUACUCGUACGCUGAGAGUUAUACGUUGAUACCAAACCGAUUUCAUCAUGCCACCGAAAGCCAGUGGGAAAGCGGUGAAGAAGGCGGGCAAGGCUCAGAAGAACAUCAGCAAGACCGAUAAGAAGAAGCGUAAGAAGAGGAAGGAGAGCUAUGCUAUCUACAUCUACAAGGUGUUGAAACAAGUACACCCUGAUACUGGCAUUUCCAGCAAAGCCAUGAGCAUCAUGAACAGCUUCGUCAACGAUGUGUUCGAGAGAAUUGCCGCCGAGGCGUCAAGAUUGGCGCAUUACAACAAGCGAUCGACGAUCACGUCUCGUGAGAUACAGACCGCCGUCAGGCUUCUUUUACCCGGAGAAUUGGCAAAGCACGCUGUCAGCGAGGGAACGAAAGCAGUGACCAAGUACACUAGCUCCAAGUAAAUUGGAAUUGACUACGACGACCGUAUAAACGGCCCUUUUCA
Temnothorax curvispinosus is the source of this 474-nucleotide messenger RNA. Its product is annotated as histone H2B-like. The record is from RefSeq and is a predicted model, not a curated record. The transcript has a single exon. Bases 62 to 433 code for a protein of 123 amino acids. NCBI's taxonomy places the organism in Eukaryota, Metazoa, Arthropoda, Insecta, Hymenoptera, Formicidae. Gene Ontology annotation, molecular function: protein heterodimerization activity; structural constituent of chromatin; DNA binding. Gene Ontology annotation, cellular component: nucleosome.